UGGCGAGGGUGGAGUACGGAGACGAUGGAAUUAUGAAAAACUUAAAGCUGGGGACACAUUUCUUUCGAUGCAAGCGGGGACUAAUAAAUUUGAGACUCAACGUGGAAUGACUGCACCUGGAAUGCCUCGUUUAAAUAUUACAAUGGAUAAAAAAUUGGGUUAUAUUGAGCCAGACAGAAAAUCUGAAGAAUUUCUCCGUCCACAAUGCGGUACAAAUUUAUACGCAUCACAGGCAGGACAAACACCGAUAGGUGCAAACAGAAAUCAGUGUCCCAAUGUGGAAUACAAAAAGGAAUGGGAAACAAUUUUGGAGAAGGAAGGCGAAGGAAUUUUGCCUAAACAAAGUGGGGAUUAUGGAUUUGCUACACAGGCUGGAGAAGUAAAUAUGGGAGCACCUCGAAAUCAAGUGCCAAAUAUUCGUGGACGUUUACCCAAUGAUAGACGAACACAUGGAUUGCUUUGUUAUCAAUAUGGCACUAAUAUAUUUGCUUCUCAACAAGGAAUGUUGGGUGCACCGGGGCUUGGUGCAUUCAGACAAGCAACACAAGAUAUUGAUGGGCUUGGAUUUACAGAAGAAAAUAUUCGUGCUAGUUCAGAAUUUACUCCUUGGUAUUCUGGCCAAAAUAAAUUUGCUUCACAAAAGGGAACUGGAGGAUUUUUAAAAGUACGUGAUGUUCUUCCCCACACAACUGGUGGAAAAGAAAUACCGGAAGACUCGCGAUUAAAAUCUGAAGGGAUUGUGCCUCUUCAAUCUGGCACAAAUAAAUUAGCUUCACAAAAGGGAAUGACAGGCUUUGGAACGCCUCGUAAUACAAUGACUAGAAUGGGGUGGAAAAAAGAAUGGGUAGAGGAGUAUGAAGCUGCUAUGCGCGAGUGGGAAGAAAAUCGUCCACCCGGUUCUGCAUCAGCUGGAUCGGAUACGAAAUUUGAAGAAAGAGAGUCAUCCAAACUAAGUGAUAGUGGAGAUUCUGCUAAAGUUGAGACAAAACCAAAGGAAGAGGAAAAGAAUGAAGAGCCGGCAGAAAAGGAGGUGGAAGAGGAAGAAGUUGAGGAGGAAGAAGUUGAAGAAGAAGAGGAGGAGGAGGAGGAAGAGGUAAAUUUCAAACUAAGUGAUAGAAAAAAACUACCGUAUUUAUUUGAUUAA
This is a messenger RNA of Meloidogyne enterolobii, 1144 nucleotides long. Lineage: Eukaryota; Metazoa; Nematoda; Chromadorea; Rhabditida; Meloidogynidae. The record is from the annotation of a GenBank genome assembly.